This is a messenger RNA of Dicrocoelium dendriticum, 1889 nucleotides long. The record is from the annotation of a GenBank genome assembly. Lineage: Eukaryota; Metazoa; Platyhelminthes; Trematoda; Plagiorchiida; Dicrocoeliidae.
GAAUGCAAAGACUACUUCAAAAAUUCCCACUUGAAGGACUCCUCGUUUACUAUCGAAGCAGUGUUUGGCUCUGUGGUAUAUGUGCUCGUGGGCAGGGAACCCUCGCAGCACACGUGAACAUAGUCGAUCCUCCCAGCGAGCGCCUUGUUCCCCUCAUUGGCUUGGAGGUUCAUGCGCAGCUAGUCAGCUGUACUAAAUUGUUCUCUAGAACACCGUACUCCUUUGGCUCUCCUCCAAACACCCAACUUUCCUUACUCGAUGCAGCCAUUCCUGGAAGCUUGCCGCUUCUUAAUCGACGAUGCGUAGAAGCCGCUCUCUUCAUAGCGUUUGCGUUGAAUUCACGCAUUAACCUACAAUCACAAUUCGAUCGCAAACACUACUUUUACUCCGAUUCGCCCGCUGGUUACCAGAUUACGCAAUAUUUUCACCCGAUCGCGGAAGGAGGUUAUUUAGACUAUCUAUGGUCUCCUGAUAGCGGCGAACUCCCUGCGGUGCGAUUAGCGGACAAUGGUGUCAAUCUGUCUCUCGUCCCAUCACGUGCUCACAUCAAAAGAGUGCAACUGGAACAGGAUACCGGAAAGAGCCUACAUGAUGAGGAACGCCGUCAAAGCCUCAUUGAUUUGAACAGAUCAGGUGUUGCCCUGGUUGAGCUAGUCACAGAACCAGAUUUCACUAACUCUUCACAAGUAGCAGCUUUUAUCAAGGAGCUCUCCACUGUGCUAUCGUUCAUCGGCAGCUGCAGUGCGAACGCCUCUCUCGGGGAAUUGCGCGUCGAUGUGAACGUUUCCGUUGGGCCAAGUCGAACUGAGCAGGGACCGCGUACCGAAGUGAAGAAUGUCAACAGCGUUCGCGGUGUAGCCAACGCAAUCGACUAUGAAAUUCGUCGCCAGACCGAACUGAUCGGCUUACACGGAACCGUUGGCUCUGAAACCAGAUUCUACGACCCCGUUCAAAAAUGUACUCUACCUAUGCGUGAUAAACAAUCCGCUUUGGAUUACCGCUAUUUACCAGAACCGAACCUUCCGCCACUUCGUCUCGCCUCUUUUUGUUUGUCUUGUCGUAAUGAAGUAGAUUCGACUGACUCGUCUGGAGGUUCCGAACGAGGCAUACCAAACCCGUACACCCCAUUUUGUCUGCAUUGCGCUCGCAAACGAUACAUCCAGCAUGUGGAAACCAACGGGAUGGGUGAAUUGCCGAAUGCAACGCGGCAGCGAUUGUCGCUCGAUUACUCUUUGCCAUGGCAUCAGGUGUGUGUGUUGGUGGAAAACCCGUCGCUGAGGCGCCUGUUCGAUACUUGUCGUGAGCUGAUGACGGGACCUCAGUACACGCGGUCCUCCAGUACAAAUGCUUGCCAAGAGUUGGGCUACUGGAUUUCUGGUCAGCUGCACGGGAUGUCUAAGCGAGGCGAAAUGGUACGUUUACCAAGUCCGCAGCAGUUGGUAGAAUUUGUGGAUUUGAAUUUGACUGGACGACUUCACGGAGAAUCAGCAGUGAAACUGCUUUGUCUGCUAACCUCUGGCGACACGCUAGCAUCCCAGUCAUGUCUACAACUGGCCACCGAUCGAGACUGGCUAUCCAUCAACGACCCGAAGGUGAUGCGCGCGUCUUGUGCACGUGUGGUCAAUGACUGUCCAAAGGCUUUGGGUCUUUUCCAAAACGGUCACGAGAAGAAGGCAGUCAAACGCUUGAUACAGAGUUUACUAAACAACGCAGCAUACCGGGCGAGCAAAUUCCACCCCAUCGUCUUACGGGACGUACUACUGGAUGAGUUGCGCUCCCGCUCAGCCCAAAAACCGACCGGAAUUCACUAACCACCGACCAUGAGCUUGCAAUUGUCCUCAAUCUAUCCGUAAUAUCUUCUCUCGUUGCGAGCAUAUGCACCGACUGUA